Messenger RNA from Aspergillus welwitschiae, 1077 nucleotides. RefSeq lists its product as uncharacterized. NCBI's taxonomy places the organism in Eukaryota, Fungi, Ascomycota, Eurotiomycetes, Eurotiales, Aspergillaceae. The coding region runs from base 1 to 1077 and encodes 358 amino acids. The record is from RefSeq and is a predicted model, not a curated record. The transcript has 3 exons.
AUGCCUCUUCACCUCCUCGGAAAGAAGUCAUGGAACGUCUACAACCCAGCGAACAUCGAGCGCGUUCGGCGCGACGAGGCCCAGGCCAAAGCCCAAGAAGAGGAGGAAGAGCGUCUCAUGCAGGAAGCUGAUGCUGAACGAAGGAUUCAGAUACUCCGCGGUGAACGACCUUCGACUCCACCUCCGCCGCCCCCAGCGCCGUCCGCCCGCCCACAAGACCGGAAAAGUCAUACAGAGGAUGCAGGGCGCUUUAGAAAGAGAAGGCGCUUAGCAGGAGAGGAUGACACGGAUAGAGAUAUUAGAUUUGCACAGGAAGAUGCACGGUUGGCGCUGGAUAGACGGGAACAACAAGCCGCCGCUCGGUCAAGCGAUGCGCCACUUCAUGAUAGUACUGGUCACAUUGAUCUGUUUCCUUCGGAGGCGAAGCACAAGCCUGUGGAAAAGAAUGCAGAGGCAGAAAAGGAGGCGAAAGAAAAGGAACGAGAACUUGAAGACCAAUACACGAUGCGAUUCUCCAAUGCGGCGGGGUUUCGGCAGUCUGUUGGGCAAGACCCUUGGUACUCGUCUUCGCAACGCGAGGGUGCAGCUGCUGAAUCUAUGCCAAGCAAGGAUGUCUGGGGAAAUGAGGACCCGUUAAGGAGAGAAAGGGAGAAGGCCCGGAUGGAUGCAAAUGAUCCACUCGCGGCGAUGAGAAAGGGCGUCCGUCAGUUGAAGGCGGUUGAGCAGGAGAGGAAAAGGUGGAACGAGGAACGAGGUCGAGAGCUGGAAGCUCUGAAGGCUUCAGAAAAGCGUCGAUCUUCUCACCGCAGCGUCGAGAUGACAGGGACGGAAGAUCCCAUCGGCACCAUCGGCAUCGUAGAGAUAGAAGUCGAGAUCGUUCGCAUCGACGACCCUCUCAUUCUGAUUCGCGGUCUCAUCGUUCUCAUCAUGAUCGACACCGUCGACACAAGGAAACUAGACGCCAUGAUGAAGACUCCCGAUCGAGACGCUGAAGGGUUCAGAUCUGCACCGGCAGCUUACAAUCCUAGGCUCUCUAGUACACGAUCUAAAGCUACGUUCUUUGAGUCGUACUCUUAA